AUGUAGUCUACUACAUUGGAGACCUCCUCCUAUCAGACUGAACUGUAAACAUUCAAAGGGAACACCGUGACUACUUGCACUUGUACCUGAGAGAGAGAGAAAAAAGAAAGAGAGGCAUGCAGGCAUAGAGUAGAGAUAGGAGAAUGGAAAAUCAGAAGGAAGUUCAAGCAGCCGAGGCUAAAAUCUGGAAUUUCGUCUAUGGCUUUGCCGACACUUUAGUCCUCCGAUGUGCCAUUGAGCUGGGUAUUGCAGACAUAAUCCAUAAGCAGGGAGAACCCUUGACGCUCUCUGAACUGGGGGCUCAAAUUCCUCUGAAGUCGGUCAACACCGACCACUUGCACAGGUUAAUGCGUUACUUGGUGCACAUGAAGCUCUUCACCAAGGAAACCCUAGAUGGCGAAGCUCGAUAUGGGCUGGCUCCACCGGCUAAGUUGCUUGUAAAAUGGUGGGAGGACAAGGGCUUGGCGUCAAUCAUAUUUGGGAUCACUGACAAGGAUUUCAUAGCACCCUGGCACCAUCUCAAGGAUAGCUUGGCCGGCGAUGGCGAGGAGACAACUUUUGAGAAGGUGUUAGGGAAGAGCAUAUCGACAUACAUGGCUGAUCAUCUGGAGAAGAGUAUGUUGUUCAAUGAAUCAAUGGUUCAUGAUACCAGGCUCUUCACAUCAGUCUUGAUUCAAGACUUCAAGGAUGUAUUCCAAGGAAUUAAGUCGUUGGUGGAUGUUGGUGGAGGCUCUGGAACUGACAUGGGAGCCAUUGCCAAGGCCUUUCCCCACCUAAAAUGUACAAUUUAUGGUCUACCUCAUGUCAUUGCCGACUCCCCUGAUUACCCUGAGGUCGACCGGAUUUCAGGCGACAUGUUCAAACACAUUCCCAGUGCCGAUGCCAUCUUAUUGAAGUGCAUCCUCCAUUACUGGGGUGAUGGUCAAUGCAUUGAAAUUCUAAAGAGAUGCAAAGAAUCAGUGCCUAGAGAGGGUGGAAUAGUUAUCAUCGCCGACGCAGUAGUAGAUUUGGAAUCUAAGCAUCCCUACUUAACAAAAACUUUACUAAGCACGGAUUUGGACAUGAUGCUCAACACUGGAGGAAAAGAGAGGACUGAGGCAGAAUGGAAGAAGCUUUUUAAUGCUGCAGGGUUCCCUGCAUAUAAGAUUACACAUGUAGCUGACGUUGAGUACUCUGUAAUUGAGGCCUAUCCUUAUUAGCCUCCCCCCUCCCCCGGUCCAGCAACUUGUCUUCUUCUUCUUCAGUACUAAUAAUAUUUAGCUUUUGUUUGGUUGCAUAUAUAUUAGUGUAUGGGAUGGGUUCAAGGCUCACGAUGACCAUUCCUUUUUCCACA
Nelumbo nucifera (sacred lotus) is the source of this 1333-nucleotide messenger RNA. RefSeq names its product (RS)-norcoclaurine 6-O-methyltransferase-like. The record is from RefSeq and is a predicted model, not a curated record. NCBI's taxonomy places the organism in Eukaryota, Viridiplantae, Streptophyta, Magnoliopsida, Proteales, Nelumbonaceae. Gene Ontology annotation, molecular function: O-methyltransferase activity; protein dimerization activity.